AAAAUGUGAUUGGUCAAGCUGUUCAUCCUGUAUCCUCCCUCUUGGUUACGCAAACAAAGCAUGUGAAAUAAUAACAAUCGCCUAAAGUUUACUACGUAUUUAUUAAUUUCCUCCGACCUAGUUUAUUUAAAAAGCUGCUAAGAACUUUCAGUGUUACGGAAUUUGCGCGUCGCUUUCUAAGCUACGUUCAUUUUUAAUCGCUUGCUGAGGCAAUAGCAAUACUAACUGGUACAGGUUUAGUACUUUGAGUAAGUCAUGCGAAAGGGGAAUGAUUUAAAUUUUAGAGUCUGUUAUUGCAAAAGAAACGUGUAAGCUGUUUCGGAACGUUUUAAUUGAAAGUGAAGCUUUUGCGUCCCCGGUCCCAGCUCUGGACAAGCAUGUUCCCGUUAGACUCGCCCUGGAACAUCUCCUUCGCAGGAUGCGGCUUCCUGGGGAUCUACCACAUCGGUGUGGCUAGCUGUCUGCAGGAGCAAGCACCCUUCCUGGUGCAGAACGCCAGACACAUCUAUGGAGCCUCUGCUGGGGCCCUCACCGCCACUGCUUUGGUCACUGGAGUGUGUCUUGGAGAUGCUGGGGCAAGCAUAAUUGAAGUUGCCAAAGAGGCAAGGAAGCGGUUCCUCGGACCCAUGCAUCCCUCCUUUAAUCUAGUGAAGAUUGUCCGUCAUGUCCUGAGGCGGACUCUGCCCACCGAUAGCCCCCAUCGGGCCAACGGACGACUGGGAAUCUCUCUGACCCGAGUGGCAGACGGAGAAAACGUCCUGGUGUCUCACUUCAACAAUAAGGAGGAGCUGAUUCAGGCAUGUGUCUGCAGUGCCUACAUCCCUGUGUAUUGUGGCCUCAUUCCUCCCACACUGCAAGGCGUGCGAUAUGUUGACGGGGGAAUCUCCGACAACCUGCCACAGUACGAGCUGAAGAACACCAUCACAGUCUCCCCCUUUUCCGGAGAGAGCGACAUCUGCCCUCGAGACACUUCCACCAACAUCCACGAGCUACGUUUCACCAACACAAGCAUCCAGUUCACCCUCACCAACCUAUACAGAGUCUCUAGGGCGCUUUUCCCACCAGAUCCAAUGGUCAUGAAGGCCAUGUGCAAGCAGGGAUAUAAAGAUGCUCUCCACUUUUUAAAGAGAAACGGAUUGCUUAAUUACACCGGGCCUCAAACAGACAAAGCUUUGCUGGCCAACAGAGAAGAACAUAAGGCUUGUGAUGAAGGGAAGGCUGAGAAAAACAAUGAGGCAGAAGAGAAGCCACAGGUGGAGGCAAAAGUGGUGCUUCAUGCCAGCUCCUCACUGGAUGAGCAUAUCAUCGAGUAUCUUCCACCUGCCGUGCACAAAGCUCUACUAGAGGCCUGCCUAGAGAGGAGGAGCCUGGUGCAAUCUCUGGGCAACCUGCUCCCUGUCAGGAUGGCAUCAGCCAUGAUGCUCCCCUACACUCUCCCUCUGGAGUCUGCCAUGUCCUUGACUCUCAGGCUUCUGGAGUGGCUUCCAGAUGUGCAGGAGGAUGUGGGCUGGAUCCGAGAGCAGAUACAGAAAAUCCUGCAACGUCUUCUGCGUCAGGCGUCCAGAAACUUUUCACAGCACAUAUCUGCCAGGCUGUUCUGCCACCUGGAGCUUCACCAUUACAGGUCCCUCUCAUCCAAGUCCAGCUCCAGCAACCUAUUUCCCACCUGGAUGAACAGCAGUGGCUCUUCAAUGCAGGACGUGUUCGACCGGUACAAGAACCGGCUGCUGUCUGGGGUUCUCUGCAUCGACGUGGACCUUCAAGGCUCCUUCAAAACCGGACAGAUCCCACCAGAGACCAGCCGCAUGGCCAGCUUUUUCCAACAAGACUUUGCAGAUCAUAAAGAUUAUUUUAAUAAUCCUCAAGGUGGCAAACCUGCUAAACCUUUGAGCCGAUCUAAGAGCUUUUGGUAGGCUUCAGCUGUGAUCACAAUCCUGAUGCUGGAAUAGUGAAAAACAAAAAUUACACUAAGAUAUGUUAAAGUUGCAAUGUCGAUAUUGCAUUUGAAAUGCAGUCAGCUACUUUGCGUACUGUUUGGAAGCAGUGAUAUAGAACUUUGAAAAAGAAUUGAUGCUUCCUUUAAGUUUACACCAACACAAAGUUGUGCAUAAUUGUGAAAUGGAAGAAAAAUUUAUGAUUUUCACUUUUUUUAGCUUGUGUUUGUAAUCAUCCCUGCUGGGGCAACGUCUCCCUGCAUGUAUACCUGGAAGCAUUUUGCGACAUGUUUCUGACAGCGUUAGAUAUCCAGAAACUGACAUUUUCACCCAUUCAUCAACCCCAGUCAGAAUGGAUGGAAAGGGAACGUGAAAAGCAAGUCUUUCCUCAGAUUCUCAACCAAAUUUAGGUCUGGACUUUGACUGGGCCUUUCCAACACAUAAAGAUGUUUCGGUUUUAGGUCUAAUACAUCCUCUAACAUGUUUUCUUCAAGAAUAGCCAAGUCUUACAACUUAUGACCUGCUUUCUUAACCUGGUGGAAUAGAACCAUCUCCACAUCACGGUACUGCAAUGUUUCACUGUCUGUCUGGUUAUUCUCUGCCACACUGUGUUUUUUUUUUUUUUUUACAAAUGCAUGAAGCAUGCCACAUGCCAUACACCACACUUUUCAGGUCUUUAAUUGUAAAUAAUCUUCAAAGCCAUGCAUUGAAGAUUGAAGAUUUCUUUUACUUCACAGUUAUGGUCGACUGUUUCAUUUUCUACUUAAAAUUUCAAAACGAGGCAAAAAUCUACAAAACUUCAAGAACCAUAAAUAGUUUUUUUGAGGCACAAGAACAUUUACUGGGUUUUCAACGUUCUUGGACCAAUGCCCGAGUCAGAAAUAAGCCGUUAGCUUCAGGCACUCAUGGAGUACUACAUCAACAGAAGCACACUUAAAAUUUGCACAGUUAGUCAGUCAUGCACAAACUUGAAUUACAGGAUGUCACAAAGAUUUAGCACAGUAAAAAAAAAAAAAAAAAAAAAAAAAAAAAAA
Messenger RNA from Poeciliopsis prolifica (blackstripe livebearer), 2968 nucleotides. RefSeq names its product patatin-like phospholipase domain containing 2 (gene pnpla2). The coding region runs from base 378 to 1913 and encodes 511 amino acids. The transcript has 9 exons. Lineage: Eukaryota; Metazoa; Chordata; Actinopteri; Cyprinodontiformes; Poeciliidae. Gene Ontology annotation, biological process: positive regulation of triglyceride catabolic process; lipid homeostasis; triglyceride catabolic process. The record is from RefSeq and is a predicted model, not a curated record. Gene Ontology annotation, cellular component: lipid droplet; membrane; cytoplasm. Gene Ontology annotation, molecular function: triacylglycerol lipase activity.